AUGCUCUUCUACGGAACGCACCCUCGAGACAACAACAUGACCGAGACAAAUUCAUUUGCCCAAGCGCAACGGCGCCUGGCCGCCCGCCGCCAAGCCCGCGAGGCCGAGGCCGCCGCGCGCAUCGCCGCCAAGCGCUCCGAGUCGCAGCUGCGCGCCCGCAUCGCGUCGACACAGUCGCCCCUCCUGCGCCGCCUGGGCUCGUCGACCCUGUCGCUCUGGGACGCCAUAUCGAGCCGCGAGGGCACCCGCCCCGCCUUCCGCGUCGGCCAGGUCGACGCCGAGCUGCUCGACGAGGAGCUCGUCGAGCUGCUGCGCGGCCAGGUCGGCGACGCCCUGCGCUACUUUGGCGGCGCCGGCGCUACUAACACAAACAACCUCAAGGAGGAGUGGGGCGCCGAGCUGUCGAUGGCCCUGCGCGCCGUGUUGUUCAAGCUGACCGUCUGGGACCACGACGCCACCUACGGUGCCGCCCUGCAGAACCUCAAGUACACGGACGCGAGACGCGACGGCAGCGUCCUGGCCGCCCCGACAAGGUGGCAAAAGUCCAUGUACGGACUCGUCACCGUCGGAGGCAAAUACCUGUGGGCAAAGUGGGAGGACUGGCUGCUGGACCAGGACGACGGGCUUGACGACCCGAGCCCGCGCGUGCAGCGCCUGUCGCACCUGACAUCGACGCUGUCUACCGUCCACGCGGCCGCCGCUCUCGCCUCGUUUCUCGUCUUCCUCCUGCACGGCAGGUACCGGACCCUACUCGACAGGGUGCUGAGGAUGCGGCUGGCACCGCCCACCAGCCAGGUCAGCCGCGAGGUGUCGUUCGAGUACCUCAACCGGCAGCUUGUCUGGCACGCGUUCACCGAGUUCCUGCUCUUCGUGCUGCCUCUUGUGGGCAUCAGCCGGUGGAGGCGGUGGCUCAUGCGGACGUGGAGGAAGACGAAGCAGAUGGUCAGGGCGGGCGGUAGCGGUGGCGGUGGCGAGGGCGGCAGCGACGAGAAGAAGGGAGAAUACGCCUUUCUGCCCGAGAGGACCUGUGCCAUCUGCUACCAAGACCAGAACUCGGCCGUGUCGGAAAACGACAUCCUCGCCGCGGCGGCCCCGAGCAGCGCCGCCGGCGUCGUGGGCUCGGCCCAGACCGACGUGACGAACCCCUACGAGGCCAUGCCGUGCGGGUGCGUCUACUGCUUCGUGUGCCUGGCGACGAGGAUAGAGCGCGAGGAAGGCGACGGGUGGCCGUGCCUCCGGUGCGGCGAGGUCAUCAAGGAGUGCAAGCCGUGGGCCGGCGACGUGCUGGAGUCGCCGGCGAAAUCGCCAAACACAAAGACGGUCGUGUUUGCCGACGACGUCAAGCCCGCGUCCGACGACGACGACGACGACGACGACGCCGGGGACGGCAGCUCCAGAGUGCUGGUCGAGAGGUUCGACAAGGGCAGCAUCGAGGAGCUGGGCCCCUUGCCGGAAGAGCUACCAGACCAAUCCACCGGCUCCUCCGCGGCCGACUCGGAAGACUACGAAGCCGAAGAGGACGAGCUAGGCGGCGAUACCGACUUGUAA
Molecule: messenger RNA, 1548 nt
Organism: Lasiosphaeria miniovina
Lineage: Eukaryota; Fungi; Ascomycota; Sordariomycetes; Sordariales; Lasiosphaeriaceae
Product: Pex12 amino terminal region-domain-containing protein
Exons: 1
Coding region: 1-1548 (515 amino acids)
Biological process (GO): protein import into peroxisome matrix
Cellular component (GO): peroxisomal membrane
Molecular function (GO): zinc ion binding
Source: RefSeq, a predicted model, not a curated record